CGCGUCACCGCGCCCCCGCGCCCCGCCCCCUUGCCCACCUAGUGGGCGUGGCUCCGCGCCGCCGCGCAGGUGACCCGGCUAAGCGGAGUGGAGCCCGGGCGUGCCGAGCGGAGCCUGGCUCACACGCGGUCCACGCCCAGCAGACCCGCCCAUUCGACAGGUGGGAGAGAAGGAAGGCGGCACACCCGGGGAGCUUCUCGAAGUGCUCGCUUUCCCAAAGGUUUGGGACGUCAUGGGACUGCAAAUACAGUCAUUGGUCCAGGCACCGUAGAAACAAGAGGAAUGUGGUAACGCGUAGCUCUGUUUUCAAUUCCAUUCAAGACGCGUAGAUUAAAUACGGGAUGGGCGCGGAGACCUAGAACCAGACUUGAAAAAUCCCGCCCUCUGGUGCCUCCUGGAGGGAAGACCGGAGAGUUUUACAACUGUAGUUAGCCUGGCCUUGUAGCACUUGCCGUUUGUCCCAGAGAAGCAGAAGCCUUUGCAUCCCUGUGAGUUUAACGUCAUCCUGGUGUACAAAGCAAGAUACGGGCUGGCCAAGGCUACAUAGUGAGACCCUAUCUCAAAAAAGGGGGAAUGGGUAGUAGUGGAGAGAUGGUUCAGUGGUUAAGAACACUGGCUGCUUUGUCAGAGGAUCUAGGUUUGAAUCCAUCACUUGUGGCGCCUCACAGCAAUCUGUAACUCCAUUUCCAGGGAAUGUGACACUCUUUUCUGGCCUCCCAGGGUAUCAUGAACGCAUGCGGAGCCCAGACUUACAUACAAAACACCCAUACACGUGAAAAAAAAAGUGUCUUAAGAAAUCUUUAAAAGGCACUAUUCGCGUGCUUCAUCCUACUAACCCACCAGGAAAAAAAAUGGUCAGAAGAGACCUUUCUCUCAGUUGUCGUGAGAAACAUUUUAAAAAUUAGAUUUCGGGAACCAGUUCCAAAUUUUACUAUUGAGGGACUGAGUGGGGAAAUGUAAUUGGGAAAGGACGAUUGUUUCUUUCUGGUUUUUCCCUGUUCUGACGCGAGGCAGGUCGCAAAUAGUUGAAGCGUUGAACGAAACCAUUGGGUACAUUCUGUUGGCAUGAGAGAUGCUUGCAAAACAGAAGCCCGAGCAGUUCCCUGGUGGACACAUGCCGGUGGUCUCUGUUCUUUGGAAAAUACGAUGUUGGGUCGCUGCCGGAAGUUGCUCAGUCCAAGGCAGCAACAAGCAGCCGGACAGAGUUUUCUCCUUUUUCCCCCGACUUUGCGCUGAAGGAGUCAAGUUAAAGGAUUAAUUGGCAUUACAUUUCCAGGAAAAAGAGAAAGAAGACUCUCGGUAAACGAAUGUACGCUCUUUCAAAGAAAAACAAAAACGCUUCUUCCCUAAAGCGGGGGAUCUAUACUUCUACAUUUCUUUCUCGUUAAAACAAAUUCAGAAUCCCCUGAGCGUUCAACGCGCUUCUGGAAAUGACCCCUCCCGGGAGCCGUGGGCGUGACGUCAUCGCGGCGCGACGGCGGACCAUUAGCUCCAGCUCGGCCGCACAGCUUGCUGAUCCAGGCUCCUUCGCCUGGCGGUGCUGCCAUCGCCUCUGACCCCGUUCUAUCGCGAUGGACAAUCUUGGGGAGUCGCCCACGGACAAAGGCGGGGAGCCAGGGGAGUCAGAGGAGACGGGGGCUACUCCUGGGGCCGCGGUGGCCGCUGACACUGAAGGAAUCCAGGAGGAAACCGGCAGGGAUGGAGACGCGGACUUGAAAGAAGCCGCGGCGGAGGAAAGCGAGCUCAAGAGUCAGGAUGCCUCAGAUUUAACAGCAGUCGAGAGGGAAGACUCAUCAUCACUUACUCCUGCAGCCAAAAAGCUGAAACUGGACCCCAAGGACAAGAAGGAGAAGAAGCAGAAGGUGGACGAAGAUGAGAUUCAGAAGAUGCAGAUCCUGGUCUCAUCUUUUUCUGAGGAGCAGCUGAACCGUUAUGAAAUGUAUCGCAGGUCAGCCUUCCCUAAGGCAGCCAUUAAAAGGCUGAUCCAGUCCAUCACUGGCACCUCUGUGUCUCAGAACGUGGUGAUUGCAAUGUCCGGCAUUUCCAAAGUUUUUGUCGGGGAGGUGGUAGAGGAAGCCCUGGACGUGUGUGAGAAGUGGGGAGAAGUGCCGCCCCUGCAGCCCAAGCACAUGAGGGAGGCCGUUCGGAGGUUGAAGUCCAAGGGGCAAAUCCCCAACUCAAAGCACAAGAAAAUCACCUUCUUCUAAAUCUAACGGAGACUGUUCCAGACUUUUCGUUGUUGGGCUCCUAUGCUGGGGCUUGGUUGGUGGUGCUCCUGGGACCACGAUGCGGACUGUAAUGCUUCUGUCACACCUUCAAGGCAUGCAGUGUGACUUAGACUUGCCUUCCCUCAGUCCUGGACUGUCCUCAAGCUGUUGAAGAAUUUCACUGACUCUUGGCUAGUUUGAAGGACAAACAUACAGGACCUUUAGUCUCUGCUGGAGAGGGAGAUGGUCUCAGAGAGAGGACGACGCUAGCGGCUUCGCAGUGAAAACUGAAGUCGCUAAGAUCCAGCAUUUCUUGCUCUGAUUUUCACAACAUAAACCUGCAGUCAUCUGCUGUGAGGAGUCACACCGUGACAUGCUUCUCAACGUUGGCAUUUCAGGCUCUCUCGUGUAUUUUGUAACGGACCAUUAAACUUUCCAACCUGUGUGGGAAAGUUAAUUUUGUUGCAGACAAAACUCAUUCUUCCAAAGUUGAAAUAAAACUUGGCUUUUUUUUUUUUU
Molecule: messenger RNA, 2726 nt
Organism: Apodemus sylvaticus (European woodmouse)
Lineage: Eukaryota; Metazoa; Chordata; Mammalia; Rodentia; Muridae
Gene: Taf11
Product: TATA-box binding protein associated factor 11
Exons: 5
Coding region: 1572-2207 (211 amino acids)
Biological process (GO): RNA polymerase II preinitiation complex assembly; transcription initiation at RNA polymerase II promoter
Cellular component (GO): transcription factor TFIID complex; nucleus
Molecular function (GO): transcription coactivator activity; protein heterodimerization activity
Source: RefSeq, a predicted model, not a curated record